Mugil cephalus (flathead mullet) is the source of this 1388-nucleotide messenger RNA. It is a transcript of the gene gpx2, whose product is annotated as glutathione peroxidase 2. Gene Ontology annotation, biological process: response to oxidative stress. NCBI's taxonomy places the organism in Eukaryota, Metazoa, Chordata, Actinopteri, Mugiliformes, Mugilidae. The transcript has 2 exons. Gene Ontology annotation, molecular function: glutathione peroxidase activity. The record is from RefSeq and is a predicted model, not a curated record.
UUGAUGACUAAGAAAACUGAUACGUGACACAUUGAUAAUGUAAAGGCAAAUAAAAGCAGUGAUAGGUGCUGGCAUCAUAUCUGAAACACGAUCAAAUAUAUUCUUAUAUUAAUAUUCUUAAUAUAUUCUUAAUAAUACAAUUUUGAAAGAUUUCCAAUGAUUAGUAAUGUUUGUAAAAUUACAGAAUAUAACCUACGGGCUUAUUCUAAAUAGGAUAAUGCUUUUUUUUUUUUUCUAAAUCAAGCAAAAAUACUUGAUGCGCUUCACAUGCUGUGCUGAACUGAUAGGGAGUGUAGUGUGUCAGGCAGGGAUCAGCUUCCUGCGAGGCCAUUUGACACCCCCGAAAGGGAGUCAAUCAGGUGACCAGGGGCUUGGAUACAGUCAGGCACCGGGGCUCCAUCAUCCUCCACUGUGGCAGCACAGGGCACGAGAUGACGUUCAUCGCCAAGACCUUCUACGACCUGAGGGCCACCACGCUGGAGGGAGACCCGGUGGACUUCAACGUGUUCAGGGGGCGGGUGGUCCUCAUAGAGAAUGUGGCCUCGCUCUGAGGCACCACCACCCGGGACUACAGUGAUCUCAACCAGCUGCAGAGCAAGUACCCCCACCGGCUGGUGGUCCUGGGUUUUCCCUGUAACCAGUUUGGAUACCAGGAGAACUGCUCUAAUGGUGAGAUCCUGAAUUCACUGCAGCAUGUGCGUCCGGGCGGUGGCUUCACACCCAACUUCACCAUCUUCCAGAAGUGCGACGUCAAUGGCACCAACACACAUCCAGUCUUUGCCUAUCUGAAAGACAAGCUCCCCUAUCCCGACGAUGACCCCACUUCUCUCAUCCAGGAUCCCAAGUUUCUGGUUUGGAGUCCCAUCAGCAGGACGGACGUCUCCUGGAAUUUUGAGAAGUUCCUCAUCGGGCCGGAGGGAGAGCCCUUUAAGAGAUACAGCAAAAAGUUCCCCACCAUUGACAUAGAGCCUGACAUUCAAAGACUGUUAAGAUUAACCAAGACCUAAGAAUAGCCUUUGUCUGUAAAUGACUUCUCAUCUGUAACUGUCCACGCCGUCCUCCACACUUUUAAGCCUUAUUACAUGAGGGUGAUCUUCUGAAACUCUGAGGGAAUAUCAUCUGAGGCCUUAUAAGUGCUUAACAGUAGUGGAUGAAUAGUGUAUUUUUAUCAUCAAGAAAAAGAGCAUUGGAAUUUUGUUGAAUAGUUCCAAGGUUAAACACUCACGUCCCGUCCAUUCGUUUUUUUUUUGUCCUAUGCUCGUGCAUCCAGCAGAUGGCGCUACUGAUUUAACCAUGCAAGCACAUAACUUCAGUCACGCUUAGAUGAAUUAACAUUCACCCCGCACACACACUCACGAAAUGUUUGCACUUGAAUAAAAACCCUAAAA